Molecule: messenger RNA, 1047 nt
Organism: Coprinopsis cinerea okayama7#130
Lineage: Eukaryota; Fungi; Basidiomycota; Agaricomycetes; Agaricales; Psathyrellaceae
Product: pyridoxamine phosphate oxidase
Exons: 5
Coding region: 1-1047 (348 amino acids)
Source: RefSeq, a predicted model, not a curated record
AUGGGACAAACCUACGCUGAAAUCCCAGAAUAUCUCACCGAAUGGAUCCUGAAACAACAUAUGUUCUGGGUCGCAUCUGCACCUCUUUCUACAGAUGGGCAUAUCAACAUUUCCCCUAAAGGCGUUGCCAACACCUUCCAUGUCAUCAGUCCGACCAAAGUCUGGUACGAAGACCUAAGUGGAUCGGGUGCAGAGACGAUCGCCCACAUUCGCGAAAACGGCCGGAUUACAGUCUUGUUCAACGCAUUCGAGGGUCCUCCUCGAAUUGCUAGACUGUAUGGAAGGGGUUCGUACCAUGAAUUUGGAACGGCUGAAUACAACAAGCUUCUUCCGCCUGGAACACGACAACCCGGAUCUCGUGCCGCUAUUAUUGUCGACGUGUGGAAAGUUUCCACAACCUGUGGUUAUUCGGUACCCUACUACUCUUUCGUCGGCCAUCGAGUCCGCCUACUUGAUUGGGCUGCCAAAAGGGAGAAACUGGACCACGAAAAGACCACUCACUCUGUGGUGAAGGAGGCAACAGCGCCCAACCCACUCGAGCCUUCCGAAGUCAGGGGCGCGAGUCCCUUACCUCCAGUGCCCAUCGAGGCCCACCCCAACGGGAUGGUUUCAUGGUGGAGAAACCGAAACGUCUAUAGCCUUGACGGUUUACCGGCACUAUCCCUCGCUUUUCGAUCCACACACGGUGUAGGUUCCCAUAAACCUGUACCCAAGGGUACAUCCCGCUCGGGGCAGGGCCAUGGCUCAUCUUCGAAGGCCAAUCCUGGGAAUACCUCCCGAACGACCUCGGACAUUGGCACAUCUGCGAGUCACCAGACCACCCUCGACAACUCGGGCAUUACAUGGAGCCUCGCUGCAAAGAAAUCCAGAUGGGAUAAGAAUUCCACCGAAGAAAAAGAGAGAGGACCGUCGGGCUGGAACGAAGGCAUUCUUGGAGUGAACCUGUCACUCCUCGGACAUCUAUUCUCCUUCCUUCUUGGAGCGAUGCUCAUGGCUUUCUUCAAUUAUUUUUCGCGUGUUGAAUUCCGUGCCCUGGCCUCAGAGUAA